AUGCUUGUUGACGUCCCUGGAUCACUCUUUGUGCUCACUUCAGCAGAUGAUCCAUCCGGCUCGAUCAAGAACAACGCUACAAACGGCGAGCCACGGGGGGCGCACUUGUCCCGGGAUGGUGAUACUAGCGUGGGAAAUGACGGGGGAGAUGACGACGAUGACGACGAUGCCGCCGUAGCCGGACUGGGCUGUGACAUUAGUAAGAUAAUAUCACCAUCUGGACCGACCGCCGCUUCGAAGAAAAAGAAACGAAAGAAGUCUAAGAAGAAAACACCAUCGUUGAAACAGUCGUCGCCACCACGAGUGCCCUUGGCUGAGCUCUUCCCCAGGGGUCAAUACCCCAGCGGAGAGAUUCAAAACUAUGGCUAUGUGGCCGAGAAUACGGCUCGCACGAUGGCUGACGAAGUCCGAUAUCAAUCCCGUCGUCACCUGCAAGAUGACACUUUCCUGAAUGACUAUCGCAAGGCGGCAGAGAUACAUCGUCAGGUUCGACGCUGGGCACAGGACAGUGUUCGGCCCGGCCAGACUCUCACCGAUAUUGCUGUAGGCAUCGAGGAUGGUGUGAGGGCGUUGCUCGACAAUGCUGGCCUGGAACCUGGAAGUUGUCUUGUGUCGGGAAUGGGAUUCCCGACUAGGCUCUCGCUGAAUAAUUACGUGGCCCAUUACACGCCUAAUCCCGGCCAAAAGGAAGUUGUUUUGCAAGCGAGCGACGUGAUGAAGGUUGAUUUUGGCGUCCAUAUCAAUGGUUGGAUUGUUGACAGUGCAUUCACAAUGUCAUUCGAUCCCACUUAUGAUAAUCUGCUCGCUGCAGUGAAAGAUGCAACCAACACGGGCAUAAAGAAUGCGGGAGUCGAUGUUCGUAUUAGUGAUGUCAGUGCGGCCAUCCAAGAAGCGAUGGAAAGCUACGAGGUGGAGAUCAAAGGCCGGACCUUCCCUGUAAAAGCUGUUCGAAAUAUCUCCGGGCAUAACAUCGAGCAUUAUCGGAUUCACGGUGGCAAGAUGGUCCCUUUUGUGAAGAAUUCUGACCAAACCAAGAUGGAAGUGGGGGAGAUAUUUGCCAUUGAAACGUUUGGGUCGACAGGUCGUGCCCGUUUGGUUGACGGGCCUGGUGUCUAUGGGUAUGGAAAAGACCCACUGGCGCCAAAGAAGGUGAUAUCGCCUCUUGCCUCAGCCCGGUCUCUCUAUAAAACGAUCGACGAGAAUUUCGGCUCGAUUGUGUUUUGCCGGCGCUACCUCGAACGGCUUGGGGUUGAGCGUUAUUUGGCUGGAAUGAAUAGUCUUGUAUCCAGAGGGGUUGUAGAGGAAUACGCGCCUCUGAUGGAUAUCGAGGGGUCCUACUCGGCACAGUUUGAACAUACUAUCUUGUUGGGGGAAUCCAACAAGGAAGUUCUCAGUCGCGGAGAGGACUAUUAG
This is a messenger RNA of Aspergillus tanneri, 1413 nucleotides long. RefSeq names its product Methionine aminopeptidase 2. Gene Ontology annotation, molecular function: metalloaminopeptidase activity. Gene Ontology annotation, biological process: proteolysis. Lineage: Eukaryota; Fungi; Ascomycota; Eurotiomycetes; Eurotiales; Aspergillaceae. Bases 1 to 1413 code for a protein of 470 amino acids. The transcript is spliced from 6 exons. The record is from RefSeq and is a predicted model, not a curated record.